This is a messenger RNA of Herpailurus yagouaroundi (jaguarundi), 4867 nucleotides long. RefSeq names its product glutamate metabotropic receptor 4 (gene GRM4). The transcript has 11 exons. Gene Ontology annotation, biological process: G protein-coupled receptor signaling pathway. The record is from RefSeq and is a predicted model, not a curated record. Gene Ontology annotation, molecular function: G protein-coupled receptor activity. Gene Ontology annotation, cellular component: membrane. The coding region runs from base 492 to 3230 and encodes 912 amino acids. Lineage: Eukaryota; Metazoa; Chordata; Mammalia; Carnivora; Felidae.
CCCGGCUCUGGGCAGCGCGAGCAGCAAGCCGCCGCCGCCGCCUCUCUGCGCCCCCGGGGCAGGCGGGAGCGCAACCGACCCCUCGCCGCGGCUCAGACCUCGCCCGCGCGCGGUUGAUAGGAGGAGAGCAUUGGAGCUGUUUUCUCCUUGAUGCCAAGAUACAUCAAGCUAGGAGCACUCUCCUGUUUUCACAUUCAUCCAUCAAGAACAGGCCUGCAGGACGUGGGGACCAAGACUGGAGCUCUGCUGCUCCCUGGCUACUCCCUGUCGCCCAUGGGCAUGGCCUGUGUCGGCAACUGAGCACUGCCUGAGUGGCGAGGAGCACCAGCAUGGGUUACCCUGUUGGCCGUCCUUGGCCACCCUGCUGCUGAAGCUGCCCCAGAGAGACUUGUGGGGGCUGCCCUGCCUAUGCUCACCCAGGCUGCGGGGCUAGGGGCCUGCCAAGGCUAGGAGUGGGGCCCGCCAUUCAUGGGUCUCUAGGGAUUUCCGAGAUGCCUGGGAAGACAGGCUGGGGCUGGUGGUGGGCCCGGCUGCCUCUUUGCCUGCUCCUUAGCCUUUAUGGCCCCUGGAUGCCUUCCUCCCUGGGGAAGCCCAAGGGCCACCCCCACAUGAAUUCCAUCCGCAUAGAUGGGGACAUCACACUGGGAGGCCUGUUCCCUGUGCACGGCCGGGGCUCAGAGGGCAAGGCUUGUGGAGAACUUAAGAAGGAAAAGGGCAUCCACCGACUGGAGGCCAUGCUCUUUGCCCUGGAUCGCAUCAACAAUGACCCGGACCUGCUGCCCAACAUCACGCUGGGCGCCCGCAUUCUGGACACCUGCUCGAGGGACACCCAUGCCCUCGAGCAGUCGCUGACCUUUGUGCAGGCGCUCAUCGAGAAGGAUGGCACGGAGGUCCGCUGUGGCAGUGGCGGCCCACCCAUCAUCACCAAACCUGAACGUGUGGUGGGUGUCAUCGGUGCUUCAGGGAGCUCAGUCUCCAUCAUGGUGGCCAACAUCCUCCGUCUCUUCAAGAUCCCCCAGAUCAGCUACGCCUCCACAGCCCCCGACCUGAGUGACAACAGCCGCUACGACUUCUUCUCCCGAGUGGUGCCCUCGGACACAUACCAGGCCCAGGCCAUGGUGGACAUCGUUCGCGCCCUCAAGUGGAACUACGUGUCCACGCUGGCCUCGGAGGGCAGCUACGGUGAGAGCGGCGUGGAGGCCUUCAUCCAGAAGUCUCGGGAGGAUGGGGGCGUGUGCAUUGCUCAGUCGGUGAAGAUACCACGGGAGCCCAAGCCUGGGGAAUUUGACAAGAUCAUCCGGCGCCUCCUGGAGACCUCAAAUGCCAGGGCGGUCAUCAUCUUUGCCAAUGAGGAUGACAUCAGGCAUGUGCUGGAGGCAGCACGGAAGGCUAAUCAGACAGGCCACUUCUUCUGGAUGGGCUCGGACAGCUGGGGCUCCAAGAGCGCACCUGUGCUGCACCUGGAGGAGGUGGCGGAGGGCGCUGUCACCAUCCUCCCCAAGAGGAUGUCUGUGCGAGGCUUCGACCGCUACUUCUCCAGCCGCACGCUGGACAACAACCGGCGCAACAUCUGGUUUGCCGAGUUCUGGGAGGACAACUUCCAUUGCAAGCUCAGCCGCCACGCGCUCAAAAAGGGCAGCCACGUCAAGAAGUGCACCAACCGAGAGCGCAUUGGGCAGGACUCGGCAUAUGAGCAGGAGGGGAAGGUGCAGUUUGUGAUUGAUGCUGUGUAUGCCAUGGGCCACGCGCUGCACGCCAUGCACCGUGACCUGUGUCCGGGCCGCGUGGGGCUCUGCCCACGCAUGGAUCCUGUGGACGGCACCCAGCUGCUCAAGUACAUCCGCAACGUCAACUUCUCAGGCAUCGCCGGGAACCCCGUGACCUUCAAUGAGAAUGGAGAUGCCCCCGGGCGCUACGACAUUUACCAGUACCAGUUGCGCAAUGGCUCAGCUGAGUACAAGGUCAUCGGCUCCUGGACCGACCACCUACACCUCAGAAUAGAGCGGAUGCAGUGGCCGGGGAGUGGGCAGCAGCUGCCCCGCUCCAUCUGCAGCCUGCCCUGCCAGCCGGGCGAGCGGAAGAAGACCGUGAAGGGCAUGCCCUGCUGCUGGCACUGUGAGCCCUGCACGGGGUACCAGUACCAGGUGGAUCGCUACACCUGUAAGACCUGUCCGUAUGACAUGCGGCCCACAGAGAACCGCACGGGCUGCCGACCCAUCCCCAUCAUCAAGCUCGAGUGGGACUCGCCCUGGGCCGUGCUGCCCCUUUUCCUGGCCGUGGUGGGCAUCGCUGCCACGCUCUUUGUGGUGGUCACCUUCGUGCGCUACAACGACACGCCCAUCGUCAAGGCCUCGGGCCGCGAGCUGAGCUACGUGCUGCUGGCUGGCAUCUUCCUGUGCUACGCCACCACCUUCCUCAUGAUUGCCGAGCCUGACCUGGGGACCUGCUCUCUGCGCCGAAUCUUCCUGGGGCUGGGCAUGAGCAUCAGCUACGCGGCCCUGCUCACCAAGACCAACCGCAUCUACCGCAUCUUCGAGCAGGGCAAGCGGUCGGUCAGCGCCCCGCGCUUCAUCAGCCCGGCCUCGCAGCUGGCCAUCACCUUCAGCCUCAUCUCGCUGCAGCUGCUUGGCAUCUGCGUGUGGUUUGUGGUGGACCCCUCCCACUCGGUGGUGGACUUCCAGGACCAGCGGACGCUCGACCCCCGCUUCGCCAGGGGCGUGCUCAAGUGCGACAUCUCGGACCUGUCGCUCAUCUGCCUGCUGGGCUACAGCAUGCUGCUCAUGGUCACGUGCACCGUGUACGCCAUCAAGACACGCGGUGUCCCGGAGACCUUCAACGAGGCCAAGCCCAUUGGCUUCACCAUGUACACCACCUGCAUCGUCUGGCUCGCCUUCAUCCCCAUCUUCUUUGGCACCUCGCAGUCGGCAGACAAGCUGUACAUCCAGACAACGACGCUGACCGUCUCGGUGAGUCUGAGCGCCUCGGUGUCCCUAGGGAUGCUCUACAUGCCCAAGGUCUACAUCAUCCUCUUCCACCCGGAGCAGAAUGUGCCCAAGCGCAAGCGCAGCCUCAAAGCCGUCGUCACCGCCGCCACCAUGUCCAACAAGUUCACGCAGAAGGGCAGCUUCCGGCCCAAUGGUGAGGCCAAGUCUGAGCUCUGCGAGAACCUGGAGACCCCAGAUGGUGAGACCGAAGCUCCGCUGAAGGACUCUGGGGCCCCUGGCUUGUAGCUGAGGGCCGAAUGCGCUUCCAGGUUCUGGAACCCAAGGACUGGAUUUUCUAUUGGAGACAGCUCUGGUCUUAGAGGGACAGCCGGGCCCAACUGUCCCUCACCUCCCCCACCACCUGCUCCCCUCUCACCCGCCUCGGUGCCCCCACGGCCGCCCUCAGGCGCCCAUUUCCCUACAGUUGGUGGUUUUGCUGCUGCUGCUGCUGCUGUAGUUUUCCUUCACCCCUGAGCCAUGGCUGCUGACGGGUUUACAGGUUUGGAAACUCAAUUUUAUCAGUUCACCCAGGGGGUGAUGGAGCCCUGGGGAACUGAUUCUCAUCGGCCUGGCCUGCAGCUCGUGAUUAAGCUGCCGGCUCACUUUCUGACGGUGCUGGAUAGCGGAGGGUGGAGACUGGGGCUGGGGGAGCCCCUUAGGACAAGCAGUUGGGGCAAAAGGGCCACCGCUCUCAUGUAACAGGUAGGGAAACUGAGGCCUAGCAGGGUGGGGGAAGAGCUUCCGGAAGUCACAGAGGGGGGGAUUAGAGGCUCCUGUCCCUAGAUCUGUGCACCCUCAUACCUCCCUCUCAGCACCUCUGGCCUCAUGGCGGGUUCCUUCCCCAAGUAUGCCCGGCCAGGCACCUCACGGGUGCUGUCCAUGGUCCUUCUACUCUCAUAGUCAGCCGGCGCCCUGGAGGCCUAUGGGUCAUUUUAGAAAUGAAGGUGGCAAGUCUUGGCACACUGUAAGGUGCUGUGUUCUUACUCUCUUCCUGAAGUCAUGGGCCCCGUCACCUGUCCCGGUGGCACCUAAAACUCAAAACUUCCCGGCUACUGCCCAGCCAAGUGAUUGUUCAUGUUCUGCUUGAAUAUUUCCACGACCACAUAAGGCCAUCCUCUCCACUCAGCUCUGGCCAGGAGAAAGUUCGUCCUUUCCUUUCGUUCACCUGCCCUCCACCCCGCGUGCCUCCCCACUGGUCCUGCGGUGCCGUCCUCUGCUCACCCCACCCCCAACGAGUUUGCUUCUUGCCGCACUUGAUGGGCCCUCUGAGAGUUGGACCCAGCAAUCUGGCCCGUGUCAGUGGGCUUCCAGCUACACUGGUGUGGUAGAUGGGCAGGAAUGGGGACCCGGGUUUCUUCCAUCUGGCUCCGUUGGCUCCCAGAGGGCUGUGCUGAGGCUAGUUGCCCUCAGUGUCUGUUCUGUCCCUGGAAAGCAGAAGAGAGGAAGUACAGGAGAAACCAUCUGUUUUAAUCAAAUGACACGCAAGUCACACACAGCCCUCACGACCCUCACGUGUCAUUCGCAGGAACGCCAUCAAGCAGGGAGCUCGGGAAAUGUAGUCUUUACUUGGCAGUCAUGGGCCCUGGGAAAACGGGGUAGAGAGGAUUGGGGGGUACCGUGGGCAGCCCACCGCACUGCUCCCCUCAGUGCCCUCUGCCCCAGGCCAGAUGCCUUGGCCAUGCACUCCUUUCCCGAGAAGACAGGACCCUGAUGGGGUAUCAGGGCAGCUUUGCAAACAAAGGCCCCCUGAUUGUCUCCCAUCCAGCCUCCUCUGGGCACCAGCAUACAACUCCCACCCCAAGCGGCAAGGCUGACCUUGAUUACUCUCCACUGAGCUGUCCCAGGCCGUGGAGGGAGACCCUGGAUCCGGACAGGACAGAACC